Messenger RNA from Arachis ipaensis, 763 nucleotides. The record is from RefSeq and is a predicted model, not a curated record. Lineage: Eukaryota; Viridiplantae; Streptophyta; Magnoliopsida; Fabales; Fabaceae.
UGAGAAUUGAUUUCAUCCAAGUGAUUUCAGUUAAAUGAGAAAAAAAAAAAAGGAGGAGAAGAAGCUUCCUUUUGGAAACGACACUGAGCAGUAGGAACUUGUUCUCUUCCACAGAUUUCUCGAUAUGCCUGUAAGUCGAUCUAAUUGGGAACCAGAUCGAGUUGAACGAUGUCGUUUUCCUUUAGGGUAAGGACGUUGGUGGAGGUGGAGCCGCCAAGCCCACUGAGGUACCUGAUCGGAGCCGCCGUGAUGAUGAUCGGAGUUGUGCUUCCGGUGGGUUACAUGAUGUUCCGAAACAAGCGCGUACCUUCCUCUUCUUCAUAUUCCAAACAGACGUAGGAGCAAGGUUUUGAUAUAGAGAGGUAUGAUAUUGGUGACAUUGAUGAUGAUGAUGGUUGUGAUGAUAAUGAUAUGAGAGCUCUUUGAUCUAGCUUAGUGGAUUUGUAUUUGUUGGAUAUGCUUGGAGGAGGUGAUUGAUUAUUUACUAUUAGAUUAGAAGAUUUUUAGCAAAUUUAACCAUCACUACUAUUGCUUCAAAUGUAAAUCAGUAAAUGCAUUUAGUUACCAACUUACCAUAUCUCAAGUGGUUGUUUUCCGCGUACUAUGAACUCAUCUAUCGGCAGUUCGGCACUGUUUAAAUUCAUAUUUUUACAUUUUGUGUACCAUGGUUGGCAUAGGUUUUUUUGGACAUGAUUUCUGUAUUUUCUUUUCACAAAAUAGUAAGAAUAAAGACACAAGCUCUUGCUGGUUUGAUAGUUGAUCA